Molecule: messenger RNA, 4546 nt
Organism: Peromyscus leucopus (white-footed mouse)
Lineage: Eukaryota; Metazoa; Chordata; Mammalia; Rodentia; Cricetidae
Product: sperm motility kinase X-like
Exons: 6
Coding region: 894-2825 (643 amino acids)
Biological process (GO): protein phosphorylation; microtubule cytoskeleton organization; intracellular signal transduction
Cellular component (GO): cytoplasm
Molecular function (GO): protein serine/threonine kinase activity; ATP binding; tau-protein kinase activity
Source: RefSeq, a predicted model, not a curated record
AUAUAACAAACUUCCAUGUUAGAACAAGAAAGCAGCCCUCAUAUAUCCAAAAAUACACCUCAUGCACUCCAAAUAUAUGAAUUUUAACAUAUCUACUCUGAAUGUAGAUAUGUUGAGGUCUGUAACAGUCAGCUGUUAUCACAGCAUUUUUGAUCUUACUUGCAAAGGUCAUUGGAACAUGCUCUGGGUUCACUUUCUUACUGAUAGAUAUCAGAGUCUAUACCCAAUAAAACACAGAGUUUUAGGGGCCCAUAUUUUCAUUGUUACCAUUUCUGUUGUUACUACUGUUAAAGUGGAGCCAGUUCUUCCUAGGGUUUGCUUGUAAAAUGUCCCAUGUAGACAUUUUUGUGUUUGAACUUGUGCUCUCCAGCAGGUGAUUGUCUUGGGAAGUUGGGGCCUAGCUUUAGUGGGGGGUCUAGCUCCAGGAAGCAGUUUGUUAGCCUGGUGUUGGAGGUGGGGUGACCACAAGUACAGUGUAAGCAGCCACAUGCUAACACCAACUAUUCCUGCUACCAUGCUUUCCCUGUUCUCACAAAGUGUGAGCAGAAAGGAACCCUUCCUUAUGUUACUUUCUGUGGGGCACUUGGUAGCAGUGACUGCAGAGUAGUUAACACAGUCCUUUGACAGGAGUGUGCCCAUCCCUCAUUGGUCCAUGUCUUGCUCUGACCUCACAAGGAGCCACUGUGAGGAAUGACUGACACCUGUGCAUAUAACACACUGCCUAGGGCUGGGUUUUGUCCUUCUAGUACAGAGAGCUGUUGGGUGGUGAUCUGUGGGACUUGGACGUGGGUGAAAGUUUUGGACCUGGAUACUGGUGAAGUUUUGGACUCGGAUGCUGGUGACUUGUUGUACUUGACAGAUUCGUGUUGGUACAAGCAUUUAUAUCAACAAAGAUGAAGAAGUGGGAAGUGGCUCAAGGCAAAACCCUACAGCACAACUCCUUUCACGAAGAGGCUUUAACAGAGCACUAUAAAAUCCUAAAGACCCUUGGCCGAGGAGCAUUCGGAGAAGUAAAGUUGGCUAGCCAUCUACUCACCCAGACAAGGGUAGCAGUAAAAGUUCUUCCAAAAGGCACAAAGAAUAUCUUCAUCAAAUCAGAAAUUGAAAUAAUGAAAUCUCUAGACCAUCCCAAUAUUAUUAAACUUUUGCACAUAAUCGACACCACAAAUAACACUUACAUGGUUAUGGAACAUGCCACAGGUGGAGAGCUGAUGAACAAGAUUGUGGAGUUUGGCUACCUACCGGAGGAGGAGUCCCAUAAGAUAUUUAAACAGAUGGUGUGUGCCCUCCAGUAUUGUCACAGUAAAGGGAUUGCUCACAGGGAUCUAAAGCCCGAAAAUAUUUUAGUGGAUGGCAAAGGCAAUAUAAAACUCAUUGAUUUUGGGCUGGGCACCAAGCUUACCAUGGGGCAGAAACUAGCAUAUUUCUGUGGGACCCUUCCUUAUUGUGCUCCAGAACUCUUUGAAGGUGGAGGCUACGAUGGCCGAGCAAUUGACAUCUGGAGUCUGGGGGUUGUCCUCUACUUUAUGUCGACAGGGUGCCUCCCUUUCAAGGGAGUUACCUUUAGAGGACUAAAGGAGAAGAUCUUGGCAGGAAAGUACUCUGUUGAAUUCAAACUGUCGCCAGAGCUUUGGGAUGUUAUUGCUAAGUUGUUAACUGUAAAUCCUGGACAAAGACCAAGAAUAGAUGACAUUGUGAGUUUUCAAUGGCUAAAGCAUGGCAGUGAAGGUUCUCCCAAUCCCUUUAGAGAGAACAAUGAGGACUGCUACCUAGACCCCACUGUGAUGGUCAUCAUGGGCGUCAUCGGUUAUAAGCAAGGAGAGAUAAUGGAAUCUUUACAGGAGAAGAAGUUUGAUCAAGUGAUGGCCACCUACUUGAUCCUUAGGCAGCAGUCACCCUGGCAAGACGACUUGAUAAAAGAUCUUCAGUCCAAGCAGUCUUCUGGAACCUUGAACCUUACAGAGCCUUCCACGAUACCUAAAGGGACUAUAAAGAGGGGAUCUAGUGCCCUUAUCCUUCCCACUUCUUCCAUUUUGCCCACUCUACCUGAGAGUCCUGAGAACGACAAAAAGGGGAGAACACGGUACGGUAUGCCUCCCACCGUGAACUGCCCUAACAAGAAAACAGCCCCAGUUCCCAGAAUCUGCCCCUACUGUGUACAGGAGGCUAAUUUCAUGAACAGCACUUGGGGGGAUUCAGAGAGCACUAUUAACACCUCUGAUGAAAUAUGUACCAGAAUGUCUUCAGCACUGGAAACUUAUUCCAACAAGUUAUCCCUGAAUGUGUCCAAAGCUGGCCCUAACAAAUCAAAGAACAAGGCGUCCUCACAGGAGGUUUUAUCUCAUCACACCCCAAAGGAGGAAGUUCAGUGCAAAGAUGUCAAUAUACCAGGUGAAAAUAUCGCCUCAUCUCUCCCACAAACCUCACCUCAAGAGGACCUCAGGGGGCAGCCCCACAGUGUGGCUACAGCUGGUUCAAAGAACAAAAUGACCUCACAAGAUAUAUCACCCCCAUUCUCCAGCAAGGAGGCCCAGGAUGAGGGUCCCAUUGUACAAGAAAAAGACCUCAGCCCAUCCUCCCCAGAAAUACCCCAGGGACACCUCAGUGGCCGGAGGCAGACUGCACCCAGAGCCCCCUUUAGAAAGCGCAUUUGGAAGAGCCUACAGAGCAGUAUUAUAAAAGGCCUAAGAAGUUUGUGUUGCUGCCUACCAACGGAAAAGAGGGAGCGCCUAGGCUGCAACAAAAUCCUGCCUGUGAGCUUAAAGGACCACGGAGGCAGCCAAGGUGACAGUGCUGUUGGAGGCACUGUGCUCCCCGUAAGCUGAAACCAGAGAGUGGAGAGCAGCAUGCUGAAGAUGCACGCGGCGCAGGAGAGCCAGGUAGGUUCAUGAUGGCUGGUGGUGCCACAAUUGUGCCAGUAAAGUGAAGCACUCUGUGGGACCGGAAGUCCUUUAAACAAGGAUCCACGGAGUGCUGUGGUCAUUAGGAAAACAGGCCUCAGAGGACCUUCCAAGCACAGAGAGAUCAUCAGUCCAGCUACCUGUCUCCAGGUAUACCUAUGAGUCAUUAGAAGAGACAGCAGCACUGGAAGCAGAGGAGGACUCCAGAGGUCUGCCCAGUUUGUAUGUGUUCAAGAUGAAUAUUGCUGACCAGGUUGGAGCCAAAAACAGAGGGACGAGUUUGCAUGGAGUGUCCAUCUUGUGCUCAUUUGGCAAGGUAGAGUGCGUGGGAACAGGUGAGUCCAUUAUUUAUGGUGCAGCUCUCAGCACCAUCCUGGCCUACUAGACAGCUUGCUUCCUGUUCCCACCAGAUCCAGACACCUUCACACCUCACCCCAGCACUAUUACUGGUGAACCUGCUUGUUGCUUUGCAACCUGAGUCAUGUGGAUGCACUCUUCUGUACUCUGUAUCUGGACAGACACACACACACACACACACACACACACACACACACACACUCCUUCCAAUGUACCUCAUGCAUAGUUGACACUAGUGAAGUUUGCUUGAAUGGGAGAGGAUUCCCAUUCAAGCAAGGUAAUUUCAUAUUCCAUGUGAUUUCCCUCCUGGAAAUGCCUCAAAUUCCUCUAACUCAGCUUGUUCCUGUCUCUAUCCCCAACGCAAUCACUUACCACCCUGCUCUACUGCUUCGCAGGAGCCAUGUGAAGCCAGCACAUGCCAUGGUGCACAUUUUGCCCCAGGGCAUCCAUUCCUGUGCAAGGUAAGACCCACCAGCUGUGCUUUGAGUGGAAGCAAGGUGAAGUCUGGAGUGUUUGACAGUUGGAUUCAGAGAUGGAGCUGGUUCUAAGCGUGAUCGUGGAUAGAAUCUGUAGAUGGAAAAACAAUGGCAACCCCCAGCCUGACAGUGAGGGUGUUCCUCUGGGUGGCUCAUGGUCUCCUGCCAUAUUCCUACCUCCUAAGAUAACUCAGAGACACCUAAAGGGAUUUAAGGGGUCAAAUUCACAACCCUCCUUAGGCCCACACUGUAGUAUACCCAAAACCACACCUUAGUACACCCCAAGAUACUAUUUUCAGCAGUAUUUCAUACAAAGAUCCCAGCUGUUUUCUUUCUGACAUCCUGUAGGGACAUUGCUGUUGCUGAGGCUUUGUGUCCCCAGGCAGCAGGCUGGGAAAGACCUUUGCUGCCUGUGUGACCCUAUACUGGGGCUAUCUGAGAGACUCCUGGGACCAUACUCAGCAAGAGACAUUUUCAACUGGAUGGUGCUUAGAGCAGGAGAUGCCACUCAAGCCCUAACACACUGGAUGGAAGGGGGACACACAGGUCUCCUUGAUGGAAGAGGCUUCUUCUGAUUGACAGAGAAUUUGGGCCAGAAACUUACAAGCAGAUGGACUAAGAGCAACAAGAGAAAAUGUCUACUGAUCCAGGUGAAGAUCAUCCAUUGAAGAUAUGCUCAGAGCUUGGCAUAAGAUUGUUCUGCAAAGGUGUUACCAAGAAAGACAGGCACCAGACAAAAAGAUAUAUGGCACAAAUAUCUGAAUAAAGAGACCGUUUUCUUGCUACAAUAAAUUCCUUUGUAUAUUUGAAGCA